Molecule: messenger RNA, 3504 nt
Organism: Aspergillus versicolor CBS 583.65
Lineage: Eukaryota; Fungi; Ascomycota; Eurotiomycetes; Eurotiales; Aspergillaceae
Gene: tof1
Product: putative DNA repair protein (Tof1)
Exons: 4
Coding region: 1-3504 (1167 amino acids)
Biological process (GO): DNA repair; replication fork arrest; DNA replication checkpoint signaling
Cellular component (GO): replication fork protection complex
Molecular function (GO): DNA binding
Source: RefSeq, a predicted model, not a curated record
AUGGAGGAAGAAGUGGCCUUUAAUAAUCAGACUGUUGAGGUGAUCGACCCCGACGUCCGUUCUCACGUCUAUAGUCUGCUUGGAGGUUUCAAUGGCGAAGAUGCAGGUCGAUACAUGCUCGGCGAUGACGCUCUGUCUUGUUUACGGGAUAUCAAGCGAUGGCUAAAACUAUACGAUGAGAAAUUCAACCGAAUGGAUGUUGCGCGCUGCUUGGGGGAAGCGAACCUUGUCAAUGGGGACCUUAUCCAGAUUCUGGCCCUUUGGUGGAGCGAUGGACAGCAGAGCAAAUAUAUGUCAAGGAUUGCGCUGGCAUGUAUCGAAUUGCUAGUACCUUUGACUUGGCCAUUGGAGAUCCAUGGCGAAAUGACAAUCAACCACCAUCGUCACAUACCAUACUUACAGCAAGCCCAGGUGUCCUACAAACGUGGUAUUCUCAACUUCGCGAGCUGCGGACUCCUACGAGCUGCCAUUCGAAUCGGCCUGCCUAGUAUGGCGACCCCUCGGUCAGAACGGACAACUCGGGACGAAGGUAUACUCAAGAUUAUGCUGUACUUGCUGCGGAAUAUUACCGUAAUCUCUGCAAAUGCGCGUCUUGCCACGGAAGGUGAGGAGGAAGAGACCUCUAGGUCCGCGACGGUCAACGCAUUCCAUGAUCAAGAUGUCUUUGCUCUCGUGCUUACCUUGUGUUCAAACGUGAGCGAGGACUUCAACAUGUUGGAUAUUCCGCUUCUUGAAACCCUGUUUCACAUUGUCAAAGGGAUCGACGCCGAGAAACUUUUUAUGAAUGAUGCUCAACGGAACGCCAAGCGGACUGAUGAAUUAAAUGAUCUGCUACAGCAAGAAUCAUCCUUACGAAGGGAGUAUGCAAAGAACGCACCAACACGACAUGGCCGUUUCGGGACGAUGAUCUGGGUUAAGCGAGAUGAUGCCAAGUUGUCAACGGUUUCCGGCCAGGACGUGCUCAAAGAUAGCCAAGCGACUUUAUUCAAGAUGGACCAAACUAAGAAAUGGAACAAACCUAGGCGUGGCCGAAAGCCCCAGGAUUUGACCGUGAACAAUGAUUUCAACACACCGGUCCAUAUCAAUCAGGUUGCCACAAAAAAUCUGCGAAUGUUCGUUGAGGAGUUUUUGGAUUCAGGGUUUAACCCACUCUUCGUACAUGUCCGCAAGGCAAUUGAACGAGAAUCAGUUCGUGUCCUCGAUAUCAAUAAGCGUCACUACUUCUAUACAGUUGCGUGGUUUCUUGGAGCAGAACGCGCUCGCCGUGCCCGGCAACGUGAGAAACACGCACAAAGUGAAAAGCCCGGGAAGGAACUCGAACAAGAUAGUUUUGGGCUAGUUGCUGGGGUGUUCAACCAGGAAACGUUCAUUUUCCUGAACAGAUCGAUGCAGUACAGCCUUGACAAUAAGGAGUGGGAAGAUCUUAACGCCGCCAUGCGGUGUUUCACCCAGAUCUUAUUGACGAUACAAGAAAUGGCACAAUCGCCACUUGAAGAGGAUCAAGAGAUUGCUGAGAACAUCCAGAAUCGGAUUUUUUACGAAGAAACUACCCAUGAUCGCAUACUGGCCGUUAUCCGUGGGUACACAGAUCAAGGAUUUGGGUAUCUUGACGCAUGCACGGAUCUGUCCCAUGUGUUUUUACGGAUGCUGGAACGCUAUUCUAAGGAGAAUGUCGAUAUGCAGGUUAGAUCGCGACGACGAGCGAGAAAGAAAAAGCGUGAUGAACAACCAAGCAAUGAGGACAAUGACGAAGAACAGGCAUCCGAAAAUGAAGACUACGCUGAGGCCGAAAAAAUGUCGAAAGAACGUAAUUUCGACUUCACACGUUUUGCUGCCAAGUUUUGCAACCAGAAAUGUGUCGAUACUUUCGUGGCUUUCACCAAAUUCUACAAGGAAUUGAACACAGAUCAGCUGAAACGCGCCCAUCGUUACUUCUAUCGGAUAGCCUUCAAGCAAGAGAUGACUGUGUUGUUGUUCCGAGUUGACAUUCUUAAUCUUUUUUACCGCAUGAUCAAAGGACCGGGUGGAAUGGAUUCUAAGAAACCCAUUUUCAAUGAGUGGGAGGAGUUGGUGAAACAGCUCGUACGCAAGCUGACAAAAAAAAUCGAACAAAGACCUGCUUUAAUUACCGAGUUAUUGUUCAGUAAAAUCAACUCAACCGCGUUCUAUCUUGAAUAUGGGCACGAAAGGCAGACGAUAACUACAACGAAAAAACCUCCAGCUGAACUAGAGGUUGACCCCAAGGCAGCUUCCACCGUGGAUGAGAAGCUCACUAUUGUGGUAGCUGCGUUAGUCAAAGACGAACAAACUGCAAUAGUCAAAUGGAUCAGCGAGGUUUUAGGGUCAGCAGCCGAUGAAAGGGAAGCAUGGGAACAGCAUGAUCAGAAUGUCGACCUCGCGGCGCCUCAAGAUACUCCGAACCCCAUAAUUGCUAUCAAGCCGCAGGAUGAAUCUUUUAAGAAGGCCAUGUUCCUGAACGCCAAACUCCGACUCCUGAUGACCCUUUUGAAGUUCGAGCGGCUGGGGCAAGAAAAUGUGGAAGGCAUAUCCUGGGUUAUUCCUUCUGGACUCAAAUCAGCCGAAUUGCGGGACUCAAAAGCUGUCAUUGAUAGAACGCUAGUGGUUGGGAAUACAAACGAACGUGAUCCUAACGACUUGCUACGCCGAAAGUAUGGCGGCGAGCCGAGGGGGAACACCGACCAAACAACCCUCGAAGUGAAUUUUGGAUCGGACUCCGAAGGGGAAGAUGUCAUCCUUGAUGGACCACUGUUUCCUCCAAAUCCCCGAACUAAAUCCAAAGUGCUCGAUGAGCUUAAGACGAAAAGAAAACGUAAAAAUAACGGGGAGAAGGAGCCAGUUGAUGAUGAGACAUUGGAGAAACGUCGUCAGGCGCAACUGGAGAAUACUAGGUCCCGUUUAGCGAAGAUCAAGAGUGACCUAUACGUUCAUGCUAGUGACGAGGAAAGCGAUGAAGAGGGGGACCAGGAAUUCUUCCGCCUCGAAGAAGGAAGACGCAAGGAACAGUCCGAGCGGAUCAAGCAAGCAUUGCUCCUUGGGAGAACUGAAGACGACGGAAAUACAUCUAAGAAGAAACGAGGAAAACGCUCAAGUGCAAGCAGCGGACGGGAAGCAGGCGGAAAGCGACGGAGGCAUAGUCCACAAGCUAGUCCUGAGGUGGAGGACGAAGACAUUCUCAUGAGCGCUACGGGCAUGCUGUCGCGGGAGACAUCUAUGACCCCCUCCUUAGAUGGGAUCGAUGACCUUAGCAACAAAGAUAUAUCGAAAAACCCGACGGAAGAUGAGCUCUAUAUCGAUGACGACCUAGCAUUCAGCCGAGACCGAGAGAUAGGAGCCGAAAUGCUUGCUGGUAAGGAGGAUGACAACAAAUCUGGCCCUAAAGAGAACGAAGCUGCAGCGGAAGAGGACGAAGAAGACGCGCCCUUGGCGGCUCCAGGUCGCAGACGCAUGCGGGCUGGUUUUGUCGUCGAGAGCGACUCGGAAUAA